AUGAAUUCGAACGAAUCAUUCCAAUAUCAAAACCUCGAUAUUAAACAUCUGACUAACCUCGAAGUCUCCCGGGAAUUCUACGAUAACCUACAGCCUAUCACAGCUCUAGACUUUGACGGCAAUGGUGAAUUUUGCGUUACUGCCUCAGCUGACGAGACCAUAAACCUAUAUAACUGUCAAAAUGGAAAGCAACCACGAGAAAUUUUCGGUCAGCAAGAAGUAUGGCGUACAUCUCACAAGGUUCACUCACUCAAGCGACGAAAUAGUUUACGCGUCCACAAAAGAAAAUGGCAGUCUCAUGGAAUGUUUUCGUUAAAUAAAUGGAUAGACACUUUGAGAUAUUUGUCAUUACGCGAUAAUCAAUUUAUAAGGACUGACAUAAUUUUCCACUGCGCGGGGUUCAAUCAUAGGGUAGUGGCUUUAGAAAUGUCACCUGUAGAUGAUCAAUUCAUGACGGGCAGCGUCAAUGAAGGGGUUAGAUUGUGGGACCUAAAACAACCUAAUGAUGUUGGAUUCAUAGAUCUAAAAUCGGAAAGACCUUGUGUGGGAUAUGAUCCGUCUGGACUCGUGUUUGCGAUUGCUAUUCAACAUCCCGAUAGAAUUAUACAAUUGUAUGACAGCCGUAAGUUCGACGAGUCACCUUUCUCGACUUUCAAAGUCGAAGAUAGUAACGCGAACCCUAUCGUAUCAAGUCCUCCAACAACCGCGAAACUCUCGGAAUGGACGGGAAUAAAGUUCAGCAAUGAUGGGCAAAAAAUACUGAUAACCACCUCGGGGGAUGCGCAUUAUAUAAUUGAUGCUUUUGAUGGCAAAAUAAAACAGAGAUUGGUCGGUCAUGUGGGGCUUGACAAUGCGAUCGCGAGAUGGGAAAAUACAUUUUUGGGAUACGACAGUGCCGCUGGAAUUAACAGAAUCCUCGGAAUUGACUGA
Molecule: messenger RNA, 930 nt
Organism: Acaulospora colombiana
Lineage: Eukaryota; Fungi; Glomeromycota; Glomeromycetes; Diversisporales; Acaulosporaceae
Source: the annotation of a GenBank genome assembly